This is a messenger RNA of Megalobrama amblycephala (Wuchang bream), 1689 nucleotides long. RefSeq names its product cell division cycle 37 homolog (S. cerevisiae) (gene cdc37). Gene Ontology annotation, cellular component: cytoplasm. NCBI's taxonomy places the organism in Eukaryota, Metazoa, Chordata, Actinopteri, Cypriniformes, Xenocyprididae. The transcript has 8 exons. Gene Ontology annotation, biological process: protein stabilization; protein folding. The record is from RefSeq and is a predicted model, not a curated record. Gene Ontology annotation, molecular function: protein-folding chaperone binding; heat shock protein binding; protein kinase binding. Bases 165 to 1286 code for a protein of 373 amino acids.
CGGCGCUCGGCGAUGACGUCACUGUAAGCGGAAGUGAAGGAGAGUUCCAGAAAGAGCGGCGGGUGCGCGAGACACACAAAACUAUAACUGUAAUCAUAAUAAUAGUAAUAACAGAGCGAUAGUGCACGGGAUUAUAAGGGAGGCGGAAUCACUGACUAUCGAUCAUGACGACCAUCGAUUACAGUGUGUGGGAUCAUAUCGAGGUGUCUGAUGAUGAAGAUGACACUCACCCGAACAUCGACACGCCGAGCCUGUUCCGCUGGAGACACCAGGCUCGGGUGGAGCGGAUGGAGGCGUUCAUGCAGAAGGGGGAGGAGCUCGAGAAGAGCCUGACGGAGAGCAAGAGGAAGCUGGCGGAGGCUCAGCGGAGGGUGCAGGAGCUCCUGUCGGCGUCCACGGACGAGGCCAAAGCCGAGCUGACCAAAGCCCAGGCCGAGGAGAAGCAGCUGAGGAAGGAGGAGCGAUCCUGGGAGAAGAAGAUGGAGGAGCAUCGGCGCGAGGAGAAGAAGAUGCCCUGGAACGUGGACACGCUCAGCAAGGAGGGCUUCAGUAAGAGCGUCGUCAACGUCAAGCCUGACAAGAAGGAGGAGACGGAGGAGGAGAAGGAGGAGAAACACAAAACCUUCGUGGAGAAAUACGAGAAACAGAUCAAACACUUCGGGAUGCUGCGGCGCUGGGACGACUCUCAGAAGUACCUGUCUGACAAUCCUCACCUGGUCUGCGAGGAAACGGCAAACUAUCUGGUCAUCAUGUGCAUCGACCUGGAGGUGGAGGAGAAACACGCGCUCAUGGAGCAGGUGGCACAUCAGACCAUCGUCAUGCAGUUCAUCCUGGAGCUCGCCAAGAGUCUGAAGGUCGAUCCGCGCGGCUGCUUCCGCCAGUUCUUCACCAAAAUCAAGACUGCAGACCAGCAGUAUCAAGACGCGUUUAAUGACGAGCUGGAGUCGUUUAAGGAGCGAGUGCGCGGCCGGGCGAAGAUUCGCAUCGAGAAGGCCAUGAAAGAGUACGAGGAGGAAGAGCGUCAGAAGCGUCUGGGCCCUGGCGGCCUGGAUCCCGUGGAGGUGUACGAGUCCCUGCCGGCGGAAAUGCAGAAAUGCUUUGAUGACAAAGACAUUCAGAUGCUGCAGGACGCCAUCAGUAAGAUGGACCCCACGGAGGCCAAAUAUCACAUGAAGCGCUGCAUCGACUCGGGGUUGUGGGUACCGAACUCGCGCGUGGACGAAGAUGGAGAUAAAGAUGAAGGCGACGAGCCGCAGUACGAGGAAGUGAAGAAAGAAGAUCAGUGAUGGGUCCACACACACCGAAGACCAAAGCAGAUUCGUUUGACCCGAACCGAUCGUGAUGAUGCAGGGGCUGAUGGGUCACGAUUCUGACAGACACAUGCAGUGCGUCUCUCCUCUUCCUCUGUUCUGUCACUCUUGUUGUUUUAUUUAUGCACCGUUUGUUUGGCCUGUAGCGUGAGGCGAUUCAUUUUCAGCGCUUCCGUCUAUUCUUACUCUAGAAUGUGUUUGAUUGGCCAUUUCUCACAGACGUUUAACAUGAAUGAGUGCAGAAAUCUGCAGUAUUAGACGCUCCAGAUGAAAUCUAUUAAUGAACUUAGUCUGGUCUCGUCUCUUUUAGUUCAGAUUGCUCUGCUUUGUUAGUGCUGAUGCUCAGUUUGUCAGAAUAAAAUCGUGGGCUGAUGGGAAA